CACGCAGUGAACCACAGGAAGGUGGCCUUCAUGCCUCCAGUAGAGGACAUCGGCCCAGAUCCACUGUUUCUCCAGUUUGUCUUCUCUGUCAGCGACCACCAUGGCGGAACCAUCUCCGACCUUGUCUUCAACAUCACCGUCAUCCCUGUGGACGACCAGGCGCCAGAGGCUUUCACCAACCUGCUGCGGGUGGAGGAGGGUGGAGGGGCCUUUGUGACUGAGGAGCAUCUCCUGGUUCAGGACCGGGACAGUUGGGAGGAGGUUCUGAGGGCCGAGGUUCAGAGAACGGCUGGCCAUGGCAGGCUGGAACUGCAGGGCCGCACGCUGCUGCAAGGACACACCUUCACCCUGCAGGACCUGAGGGAGCGCAGACUCAGGUCAGACACAGUGUGGGCAUGAGGAGAUUAUGACGGGCCCCUGAUGGCCCCACCACCAACUCUACAUUACAUUACAUGUUACUUGUUAGCUGCUUUUAUCCAAAGCGACUUACAUACUCAAUAC
Notothenia coriiceps (black rockcod) is the source of this 501-nucleotide messenger RNA. RefSeq names its product FRAS1-related extracellular matrix protein 1-like. Gene Ontology annotation, biological process: anatomical structure morphogenesis. The record is from RefSeq and is a predicted model, not a curated record. The transcript has 2 exons. The annotation marks the transcript as partial. NCBI's taxonomy places the organism in Eukaryota, Metazoa, Chordata, Actinopteri, Perciformes, Nototheniidae.